Molecule: messenger RNA, 2577 nt
Organism: Kwoniella shivajii
Lineage: Eukaryota; Fungi; Basidiomycota; Tremellomycetes; Tremellales; Cryptococcaceae
Exons: 16
Coding region: 1-2577 (858 amino acids)
Source: RefSeq, a predicted model, not a curated record
AUGACAGUCAACACUGCUACCAAAGUCAACCAUACACCUACAUUAGGUAAGAUAGGUUCUAUAAUGUUGAUUGGAGCUGGAACAACAGUAUUAUCCAGCAAAACAGUGCAGCAUAAGAUGGAAGAAUUAGCUUCUAUCCUCCCAUCAAUGUUAAAAUACUGUUUACCUUUAUUGUUAUUACCUUUGUUAUUAUAUACUAGAUUAUCUAUACCGAUCCGAUUCGCUUACAAUUGCUUCAUCAAACCGUUCCUUCCUAAUACCGACUCCAAGGGUACUCUGAAUGACAAAAGUCAAGAUCCACAUAAAGCCAAAUUAGAUCAUUUCUAUUCUGGUCAAGCCGAUUUAUACGAUUCUACGAGAAAUACAUUAUUAAAAGGUAGAGAAAAUAUGUUACAACUUCUUGCAGCUCAUUUGAAAGCUCAGCCUGAACCUCUACAAAGAGGCAACACAGGAAAUACAACGAAACAGAAAAAGAUUUGGGUUGAUCUGGGCGGUGGAACAGGUUGGAAUAUUGAGAAAAUGGACGAAUACCUCCCUUUAACAUAUUUCGAUUCGAUAUACCUGAUUGAUUUAUGUGAACCUUUAUUGGAAAUAGCAAGAGCGAGAAUCAGAAGUAGAGGAUGGAAAAACGUUCAUGUUUUAUGUCAAGAUGCUAGUAAUUUUAUUUUACCAGAAUGGGAAAAUGGUGAAAUGGAUCCUAGAGGUAGUAUAAGAGCUAUUACCAUGAGUUAUUCACUUUCCAUGAUUCCGCCGUUUUAUCGACUUUUAGAUAGAUGUGAUCAAGUACUUGAUCCACAAAGAGGUUUAAUGGGAGUAGUGGAUUUCUAUACUUCAAGAGAUAGCGGUAACAAAGAAAGAGCAAUUGGAACGGCAAGUAAAAGGGUAUCAUGGAUGGCUAAAUGGUUUUGGGAAUGUUGGUUCUCAUUUGAUGGAGUGAAUCUUCAUGCAUCAAGAAGAGAUUACCUCGAAUAUAAAAUGGGUACUAUCAAAACAUAUAAUGCUCGUAACAAUUUCUUGAAUUCAUGGUUCAUCCAAAUUCCAUACUAUGUUUUUGUGGGAUGUUCAAGAGGUAGAGAUGCUUCUUUGACUCUUCAAUCAUUUAAAGAAGACGCAGGUAAUCAGAAAGGACUGAACAACGCAGGAUUAUUAACUCCUAUAUCACCGUUUGGAAAUCCACCGUUCCCUUCUCCUGAUACUUUCAGUAUGCCAAAUCUGGAUUUAGGUCCUAGUGCAGUCAAACCUUAUUUGGAACUUAGAGAAAAUGACCAAGUCGUUAUGGAGCAGACUUUGGUCGAUGCCGGUGCGCCAUUAAGUCCAUUUCAUUAUCACUUGAAAAAGGCUUGGCGAGUACCAUAUCUUGAAGAAAAGGUACAUGAACAGUUCAGAACACAUAUUUACGGCUGGACAUGGGAAGAUCCAGCUAUCGAUGUGAAGAAGCUUGAGAUUAACAAGGACGAUCAUAUUCUAGCUAUUACCAGUGCGGGUGACAAUGUCCUACAUUACGCUCUGGCCGCUAGUCCAGCCAGGAUUCAUGCUGUUGACAUGAAUCCUUGUCAAGGUCAUAUACUCGAACUAAAGUUAGCAGCAAUCAAAGCUUUGGAUUACAACGACUUUUGGUUGUUAUUCGGAGAAGGUAGACAUCCAAAUUUCAAGAAACUGUUGACCACUAAAUUAUCACCUUACUUAUCUCCCCACGCAUACGCAUACUGGCUUUCACAUCACACACAAUUUUCAAGGAAUUUCUAUUUUCGUGGAUAUUCAGGAUGGGCAUUGAGAUUAGCUCAAAUUGCUUUCUUCUUAUCUGGAGUAAGAGGAGAUGUCAAGAAGAUAUGCAAAGCCACUACUAUAUCUGAACAAGAUCAAAUUUGGAAAAAGAAAAUUAGACCUGUUUUCUUAGGUAAAUGGAUGGUCAAGUUGUUCUUGGGCAAUCCAUUGUUCAAUUGGCACGCUUUGGGUGUACCGAUGAAUCAAAUGAAUUGUUUCUUGAAGGAUGGUUCUGUAGAAGAUUACAUUACAGCUACUCUGGAUCCCAUCCCGAAAUUGACCACAUUGAAGGAUGACAAUUAUUUCUUCUUACUUUGUUUAAACGGUCGUUAUACUCGAUCAUCAUGUCCUGCUUUCCUAAAACCUGAAGGUUUUAGAGCAUUGAAGAAUGGUCAAGCUACUGAUGGUAUAAAAUCUCAUACUGAUACUAUAUUGAAUGUUUUACGUGGACUACCAAAUGCUAGUCUAACUAAAAUCAUAGUCAUGGAUUCGAUGGACUGGUUUGAUCCUAUCCCACCUUCAACACCAUUACCACCUUCAUCGUCAAUUCCACCAGACACACUUGAUCCUACACCUGAAGCGUCUUUAGAACAUCUUCGUUCUGAAUUAGAUUAUGAGAUACUAGAAAUGAUCAGAGUACUUAAAAUUGGUGGAAUUGCAGUAUGGAGAAGCGCUGCUAAAUAUCCUUGGUAUAUUCAACGUUUCAAAUUUGCUGGAUUCAACGUACAACCUAUCGAUAUUAGAGAGAAUGGCAAUGCCAUCGAUAGAGUUAAUAUGUAUGCUUCUUUCUGGAAAGCUGAAAAAGUAGCUUAG